This is a messenger RNA of Nematocida ausubeli, 1476 nucleotides long. RefSeq lists its product as uncharacterized. NCBI's taxonomy places the organism in Eukaryota, Fungi, Microsporidia. Gene Ontology annotation, biological process: mRNA 3'-end processing. The record is from RefSeq and is a predicted model, not a curated record. The coding region runs from base 1 to 1476 and encodes 491 amino acids. The transcript has a single exon. Gene Ontology annotation, cellular component: nucleus. Gene Ontology annotation, molecular function: protein binding; mRNA binding.
AUGAAUAUAGAAGAAGAGGUAAGAGAUGCCAUGAAGAAAAGAAAUUACAAAAAAGCAGAAAGUCUUUUUUCCAAGCACAUAAGCGAGUCAUUUUCAGUUGAGAUGCACGCGGAGUAUUUGGCAUUCAUUAACGCAACAAACAAGGAUAUGAUGAAGGAUGCAUUGGCUUUUUCUUAUAAUCAUACUUUAUACAACACAGACAGCCUGGAUAUUAAAAUACAGUAUUUAGAGUCAAUUAUGGAAGAAAAUGACCCGGAAAGAGUAAAGGAGGUUUACACAAGCAUACUGGAGAUUCCAAUCAAAAAGGUAGACACUAUAAUAGAACUGUACAAAAACUUUGAAAACACAAAGAGUAAAAUAAAGAAGAAGGAUAGUGAUCUGCUAUCAAAGGAAAUAGUGGCAGUAGAAGAGUCCAAAGCAAUACAGAAAUUAAAUGAUAUGCAGGCAAUAGAAUACUUUCUGCUGCAGUACAAGAACAAUUAUCCUAUAUAUACCAUAGAAUACAUAUUAUAUAAUGUGGAUUGCGCUCUGAGCAAUGGUAAAAUAAAGAAUCGAAGUAGAAAUAAGAUGUUGUUUUAUAAGAUACUGAUCUUGUCGAAGAAGGUGGAUAAGAAGAAUAUUAUAGAUAAAAAUAGCAAAGAGAUCAUUUUAGCAAAGGGUGUUUCAGAGAAGAACCAGAAGAUUAGUGGGAUGCUUUGGAGUGAAAUAAGAAAUACAAAUGACAUACUUCCUUUGUUGCCGCUGCUUAUAGGGUACACCUUUGACAUCGACCAGCUCUUGGCAAUUGCGCCUCCUGGAAUAACUAAAAAAAGCGAGUCAUUCUACUUGAUCCUCUUUGGGGCAAUUUUGAAGCACAGAGGCAUUGAAGGAAUGCGAAAGUAUCUGAUUAAGCUAACAAAAGAGAGGAAAAUCGGGUGGAUAUCAUACAACUACUGCGCAAGAGUGGAGGGCCUAAUAGGAGGAGGAAAUAAGUAUGCAGGUGGGAUACUUUUAACAGCCCUGAAGAUAUUUAUUAAGGGUGAAGACAGCAGAUAUUACAUGUCUGCAGAGGAGAACGCGUACAAGCUAGCAUUGAAUGGGACACAGCUGCUCCUUUCACUGGGAGAUGCACAAAGAGCCCACAUUUUAAUAGAGCUUUAUAAUAAAGAGAAGGGGAAGGAGCAGCUUGCGCAUGCAACCUUUAAGAUUAGAGAGGGAGAAGAGGAGAAAGACCCAAAGCUUAUGAUGAUAAAGCACCAGAUGCUGUACGAGUCUGGGUUUGCUGCGCUUCUAACUAUCUCCAAUACAUAUAGCUACGGGGAUCUUUUUGAUUUCCUGUGCAGAGUGUAUCGAAUAGAGGACGAGGAUGAAGUGCCUAUGCCUCCUGUGCUCAAGAAAUUAAUUGAAGAGCUUCCAAAAAUAAGAGAGUCCCAGGAUAUCUUUAGCGGUGUAGAUAUAAACAGCAUAAUUGACAUGCUAAUAGAUAUAGAGAUAUGA